GUUGUGUUGGGAUUGUGAGGUUUAUUUGGGCAGGGAAUGAAAGGAAGGAAGAGAGGGUUUUAUUAAAAGGCUUAAAAGAAGGAAAAUAACAACAAACAAAAAGGCUUUGGUUUACACACUCUUAUUUUCGGCCAGGGCUAAAAUAAGAGUAGGAAAAACUUUAUUUUGAAAAGGAAAUAUUUUGGAUGUUUAGGGAAGGUAUGGGGAGUGUGGGCUCAGUCUCGGGUGUGGAACAUGGGGGAGGGUAUGAUAGGGCCAAGCCCGGAUAUAACAGCUAUGUUUGGUAAACAAAUGAAAGGCUAGUAAAUGAAUCAAAAGGUCAGCCAACGGAGCUUUAAAAUUCCCCUCUUGCACCCCUUGUUGACCUGUUGAGCUACGCCACUGGGGUGUCUGGUCUAUUCUUGAAACUAGGAGAGAUGGGUGCUUGUGUGGAUAAAAUUGCUAUUCACUGGGCUGUUAUUAUGCAGAACAAGCCAACAACAUUUGUCACCAGGUGCGUCAUUCUUUUCAAACAUACUUCCUCAUACGGUUUCAAAUCAUGUCAUUUAUAUUUUCAGGAAAUUUUCAAGUAAACAAAAUAGUAUAAUUGAAAUUUAUCUAAAGACGAGAAAUAACAUGAAUCACACACUUCUUACCAUUAAAAUCAGAAUUUUGUUUGAAUCGUUCUAAAAAGAAAGAGGAACUUAAUUUCAAGAUGGAAUAGGGAAAAAAAUUCUUAUGCCUAGUUUGAUUGAGUAUGAUUUAACAAAAUUAAAAAUGGGUUGUAUACGUAGAUAGGAAUACAACAGGUCUGAUGUUGAAAGCCACGCUUCUGGACAACGUGAAUCAGAUCACCCCACGAAACAUCACAAAGGGAUUUGACAGCGUUAUGUGCUUCAUAUUAUUCUAUAUCUCCUCUGCAUCCAUGCGAGAUUGGUUGUAACAGAGGGAGUAAAAAACAUGACCAACAAAGCUUGAAAUUUAUUAUACUAGAUGGUAACAAGGUUUUUGGACCAAUGACAAAACCAAAAUUCUGUCAAAAAAGUGCAAAAGUGAAAGCAUUAUUAAAAUGGUAAUGUAACAAGUUCCUCUCACAAUCUUCUCAUCCGUUUGUUUCAGUUUGACUUGAUGAGUGCUAAAAAUUCUCAAUUUCAUUACAUAUCAAUACUCCAAACAACCCCUUCACCUUCCCCGCAUGAACGAUGCACCUGUUUCAUCCUUUCCACUGACUUGCAUAUCCCACUGCAUGACCAGUCAAAUGAUGCCACACACACGUUCCCUGCCUUUGCUUUCCAUUCACAGCCUGACAUCUCAUCUGUUUAUUUUUUUACCAGCUAUUUUCUGUUAAUAUUUGAACUAGCUAUAAAUCACUUUAGUCGAGUUUUAAAAAAAUUAAAUACCUGGAGAGGUGCUACAGCACAUUGAUCUCUCAUCCACAUGUUCUACUUCCAAACCAAUGAGCCAUGCCCCUAAAGACACAUCCUCAUUUGCAUAUCGAUGUAGGAUGCCCCUACAAAUUGUCAGGUUUAAAAGGUAAGUUUUGGUAUAAAGGGUUCUGAUGCUAAUUAGCAUUCUUUUGAGUGACUUACGAGUUUAUAGAGAUGUAUGCAGCAAGGUCCUUGGAGAUGGCAUAUAUCUGGCCGGUGGCAUGCCUGAAAUACUUAUUCCCUUCUUCUCCAAAUUUCCAGUAUUCGGGGAUGAAAUUGCGGUGGAAAGUCCAUGGUAAAGGUCUGUAAGGUCAGUUUUUUUGAGACACAUGUGUAGAAUUUCCACGUAUUUAAGCCAUUUAAGAAUUACAUGGAAAGCACAUCUUGAUUAUGUGUUUUGUUUUCAAACGGAGGCCGAGGGGAAGGGAAUAAAAAAAGAAUGUAAUCAUUUACAGGGAGGAUUGGAGGAAUACCAGUUUUUUGUUUCGAGAAACCUAAAGCAAUAACUGCUAUAUUUGGAGCGACGAAAAACAUAUUUAAUAAAAAAAUAGUGUGCUUUCUGAUACGUAUAAUAAUUUGACUUACUGGCGGUAGAGAACGGGCCCAGAUUUCAUGCAGCCAAUGUAGACUCUGGGCUUUGACUUGUGCCUUGAUAGAGUGGUUGCCAGCAUUCCCAGGUUCAGAUGGACAUCAUCAUCCACCUUUACAUAGAACUCUGCGUCCCAAAGGGAGAAAGCAGUGGAGAAAUAUAUGCGCGUUUUGGAGGACAGCUCAUGGUAUCCUUCGACGUGAUUAAGCCUGAGGAAGUCUUUAUAUUCAGCAUCCUCCUCAUCGAUGCCUCUAUCAAGGACUCCUCCCGGCGUUGCACUGUGUCCUAUCACAAACCCUCGGUUCAUUCUCUCAACGGCCAGCUCCAUCUCCAAUGUUGAUAUUGUUUUUUCAAGCGACCUGCUUGAGGAGAAAACAGUAAAAAAAAGAUUACGUACACUUGAAUACACAAUAACCAUUCAAUUCUUGCAGAAAAUCUUAUAUGUGCUUUCUUACUGGAUAGCUAGAUGAGUUUUCUUGACCUCUCCCAUGAUAUCUCUUGUAUUUGUUUCCACAAGUUUCUGGUCAACCAAAAUGUUGUGUUUAUCAGGAGGAAAAAAAGACACAAAGGGUAUAUUUGGAUCACAGGAAAUGCUAGGGAAAAGGGAAAAAAAUACUUUUAGUAGAAUUGUUUUCUUUCCCAUGAUAUCUCUCAUGGUAUGUUUUUCUUUACCUUGGAAAAUGCAAAUUAAAUGGAACAUGAUAUUUAAAAAAAUACAUGUUUCAUUGGUAUAAGUUUCUUACACUAUGUUUGGUUCAAGGAAUUUAAGAGGGAAAAAAAGAAAAUAAGAGAGAAAUUAAUUUUUCUUGUUUGGUUUGAGAGGAAUUGAAAAGAAUGGUGGAAGGAAAAGAAAAUGGGAGAAAAAUGAACUAAGAAGAAAGGAAAACAUCAUUCCUUCCAUUUUGGCAGGGAAAAGGAGAGAAAACAUCUUUCUUUUCUUUUCCUUUCGAAUUCCAUGAACCAAACAUAGUGUUUGUCUUAAUACUCCCUUUGCACCGUAAAAAACUUCACAGAUUGUCUUUGCGGAAUUUAAGAAAAGUGUUGAGAAGUGAAAGGCGGUUGGAAUUUGCUUAUAAGAGAGAUAUGUUAUGAGCCACAAGUGCUUUUCUUCAAAACAAAUGAGAGAAGUGUGAAGUUUAUUUUGGAGACCAAAUAAGGAAAUUGUGAAGUUCUUUGAGUUUGAACAAAUCUUUUUUUAGCUUGACUAUGUCUUUUAUUUUUCCCUAGACGUUCUUUCAUUCCCAUUUUCCUCUCUAUUUUCUUUCCCUUGUAUUUUCUGGGUUCUGAACGGACUUGAGGCUUAAAAAAAUUAUUAUCUUAUGUAUAACCGUUUUCCAUCAUCUCUGAUGGAGUCAAAAUUUCACCAUUUUUGGCUUUGGGGUGUGAUGGAAUAAAUCAAAAUGGAUCUCAAAACUAUCUGCACUUCUUUAAUUAAUGAAGUAGCAGUUAGUCAAACACUGCAACUUUCGAUGUUGAGCCGGGGGUCUCUUUGGAAACAGCCUCUCUACUUUCGAGUAGGGGCAAGGUCUGCGUACACACACCCUCCCCAGACCCUACUCUUGUGGGAUUUAACAGGGUUGUUGUUGUUGUUAUCUUAUGUAUAACCGGGUUAAAUGGUUGUGUCUUGGAAAAUGUAAAGAAAAAUGGAAGAUAAUA
This is a messenger RNA of Cuscuta campestris, 3651 nucleotides long. The record is from the annotation of a GenBank genome assembly. NCBI's taxonomy places the organism in Eukaryota, Viridiplantae, Streptophyta, Magnoliopsida, Solanales, Convolvulaceae.